This is a messenger RNA of Pocillopora verrucosa, 973 nucleotides long. RefSeq lists its product as uncharacterized. The record is from RefSeq and is a predicted model, not a curated record. Lineage: Eukaryota; Metazoa; Cnidaria; Anthozoa; Scleractinia; Pocilloporidae.
AGGACGUGCGAUCGGUGAUCUCAAGGAUAGUGUAAUGGCGGAGAAAAAGGAGGAUUUUCUACGAAUAUCUGGGGAUAGUGAUUUCCAGGGUCGCAGUAAUUCCAUAUUUGGAUGCCUAGACAAGCUUGAACCAGAACAAAAAGCUGAUGAUAGUGAAAUCGAGCGUAAACCACAUGGCGCUCGUCUGCCGAGUCGGCCAAGACGUGUGCCAGAUCAUAUUUUGCACCCUGAGAAAUGGACCAAAUACAGUCUGGAGGAAGAUGGGAGUGAUAAGAUUCCUGGAAUGUCUGGUGAUGCACUAAAUAGACACGCUGCUCUCUCUUUUAUGGAUGAGAUCCGCAAUAGGAAAGAAAAUGCUCCAAAAGAAAAUUCAGAGUCCGAUGUGGAGAUGACUGAAAAACAUGUGUUCUCGAAAUCAGCCAUUAAGCAUAAAAUGGAGGUCGAUGAGACACCUCCCCGCUCACAGAUUGUGGAGGGUGUGAACGUUAUGGCGGAAUAUGUAGUUGGACGAUCUCGGGCCAAAGUUCCCAAAACACAGCUGUCUUCAGCUGAGAACCCACUUCGGUCUCCCGAGGAUUCGGUCGAACUUGAUCACUUGCAAGACCAGGAAGCUUCCGACGAUUCCACAGAGAAGACAGAAAAUGUAUCUGAUUCUGCAACAGUAGAAAAACAAGAAGGAUCAUUUUUGAAAAGAAAGGUCAAGGUUCGCAGGGGAUUGCGCGAACGGAAAUCAACAGAAGAUGAUGAAUGAUUCGUUCAUCCAGUCAUGUCAUAUUUACCUUCUCUUUGAAAAAGGAAAAUACCAUGUAAUAUAGUCAUUGGUUCGGUAUAUCCAUUGGAUUAAAGGAUCUUGGGUUAUUUAUAAGAUGACAUGUCCAGCGAAAAGAAUGAAACUUUUGUCUUUGUUUAACCAUUGGUUUGCAAUCAAUUUCAACCACAAUUUAUUUCCUGGAAUCCUCAUAUAUAUCACCUA